AUGCAAGAGAGCAAUGUUACAAAUAAUUUACGCUCUAUUUUAUUCCCAACUUCGCUAGUUAGAGCAGCGAGUAGCUGGUUCAACAAAUUUACCCAUCAUUUAAUCACCUCUUGCGAACAGUUGUCUAAGGACUUCAAGAAAAAGUUCCAGGCAGUAAGGGAUAGGCGACCUAAGGCGUCCUCCCUCACUAACAUAAAGCCGCAGCUGGGCAAGACGCUUAAGGGUUUAUUAAGUCAUUUUAGCACAGCUACUGCGAGGGUUAGAAACUUGCAUGAUAGUACCCAGCUUACUACUCUUCAGGUAGGGAUCACGACUGAUCUUGCCAUAGCUGGAGGAGAGUUAUGGGAUGACCUGCAGGGUUGCCCAGUGAAAUACAUCAGCGAGUUCAAUGAAAGAGCUCAAGUUUUUGUUCGAAAAGAUGAAGUAAGAAAAGAGAUGAAGUUGUUAAAGACUGGCUCGAGAAGUAAACCCAGCAUUGUCUCAACAAGCACCGUCUCGACAAAGGCUGACAAUCCAGAGGCCUCUAAUUUAAAGGGAAAAGAUAACUCUAAGGAGUUAGCCAAGGACAAGAAAAAGCGAAAGAAGCACGACAAAUACGUGCCAAUAUACACCAUUUACACUGAGCAUAAUGAAACUCGGGAAAACAUCCAUCUCGCACAUGAGCACAGGGUCGCAUUUCGUAAACUUGAGCCCAUGAGGCAUGCGAGACAUAAGAGAGAUGCAACCAAAUUUUGUAAGUAUCACAAGGAGAUUGGGCAUACGAUAGAGGAAUAUCGUCAGCUGAAAGAUGAGAUAGAGAGUCUCAUCGCGCGUGGUCUUUUCAGACAAUAUGUGAAAAGACAAGGCAAUGGACAAAACCAGCCAAAUCUGCCCAAUAACCCGGACAACCAAGGAUUACAACCUCCUCCUCUUGAAGGAGAGGAUAUUUUGGUUAUCUCGGGAGUGCCACAUAUUUAUGGGGAAAGGAAUAAUGCCCAAAAGAGAUAUGUAAAGGAAGUUAAGAACGAGCAGUCUGCUUUUGCUCCAGAACCUUCUAAGAAAGCUAAGACCGAGGAACAUCCGAUUGUGUUUAUGGAGGAGGAUGCGAAGCAUGUGAGGUAUCCUCACGUCAACCCAUUGGUGAUUACCAUCCAGCUUGCCAAUAAAAGGAUAAAAAGGGUGUUGGUGGACAACAGAAGUUCGGUGAACAUCCUUUACAAGGAUACACUGAAGAAAAUGGGACUUGAAAAAGCCAAAUUAAAACCUUACAUGGUAAAUCUAUGUGGAUUUACAGGCAACAGUGUCGUUAGUCAAGGAAUAAUUGAGCUUCCAUUAACCGUGGGCGAAGCGCCUUUUUCCACCACAAUAAUGCAAGACUUUUUAGUUUUCAACUUGCCAUCGGCUUACAACAUACUAUUGGGUCGACCAACGUUAGUUGGACUAGGGGCAAUUAGUUCAAUUAAGCACUUAUCCCUAAGUUUGAGAUAG
This is a messenger RNA of Cannabis sativa, 1467 nucleotides long. RefSeq lists its product as uncharacterized. Bases 1 to 1467 code for a protein of 488 amino acids. The record is from RefSeq and is a predicted model, not a curated record. NCBI's taxonomy places the organism in Eukaryota, Viridiplantae, Streptophyta, Magnoliopsida, Rosales, Cannabaceae. The transcript has a single exon.